This is a messenger RNA of Daucus carota subsp. sativus, 3198 nucleotides long. RefSeq lists its product as uncharacterized. The record is from RefSeq and is a predicted model, not a curated record. The transcript has 4 exons. Lineage: Eukaryota; Viridiplantae; Streptophyta; Magnoliopsida; Apiales; Apiaceae. Bases 1 to 3198 code for a protein of 1065 amino acids.
AUGCUUAGUGCCUCUAAGCAUGAGAGAGAUGCGCUCAUAGCCACCAGAAGAAAGCUCACGGAUGUUUUAGGCUUUCUCCGAGCAAUGGGGUUUUCGGAACAACAAGUUCUUAAUCACCAGGUUAAGGAUGGAUUUGGUGGUGGGAUUCCAUCUAGAGAUGAAUUUGGGCUCCCCUUACUCAAAGAUGAGGUUGUGAACAGAGGCCCCAAUCCUUUCACUGAUAAAAUGAAGGACAAAAUGCCAGAUUCGGCUGCUCAUACGGUGUUUGAAGAAAGGUCCAGCUCACCUAAGUCUUCGAAGCCUUUGGUUGGAAUUGAUGAUAAGAUUUUGAAGGAGAAUAGCAAUGUUAAGGGUGAUAAGGUGGCUGAGGUGAGUAAAGGGGAGACCCCUUUAAAAUCUUGGGCCACAGUUCUUAAGAGAGAUUGUCCUCCCCCCCCUUCCUUUCGCUUCCUCCCCCCUGGUGAAUCGAUGAUUGUGGAACCCCCUCUGGAAGAGCUAAGAAAAGGGAAUGAUAAAUACAAAAGUUGUGUUGUUGGGUCUUUCACCAAAGGAACCAAGCCUUACAAGGAGGUGGCUGAGUUUGCAGCCAAGAUGUGGGCUGUCAAAGGUUUGCAAGAUGUUUUUCAGAAGGAUAAUCGAACCUAUGUGUUCAAGUUUAAAGAUGAGCAGGAGCGUGAUGCAGUUCUCUCUAGAGGAACAUGGUACAUUGAUAAACGACCUAUGGUGGUCACUAGAUGGGGUAUUAAACCGGGUACUGAUAAUAUUAGUGCUAUUCCGAUGUGGAUAAAGCUUAGUAACAUUCCAGAUUCUUAUUGGACUGUUGAGGGGUUGAGUCGACUAGCAAGUACAGUUGGGAGACCUCUAGGAGCUGAUCCUUUGACUGCCAAGCUUGAUCUCCUGCCGUUUGCUAAGAUGCAGGUUCUUUAUAAAUUAGGUGACCCUAUGCCGAAUGAAGUACAAGCUGUGUUCUUGAUCCAGUGUCAGAGGAAAUCUACUGUUAAGGUUCAAAUUUCGUAUCCGUUUAGACCUCUGUUUUGCUCUUGUUGUAAUUCUUUGGGUCAUUCUAUUGGGGCUUGCCCUCGUGUUAAUCGUGUCUGGGUAAAGAAAGAUCAGAAAAUUGAGGUUAAGACUGCUCAACCGGUUGCUGCUGAGAGUAAUCCUAAUUGUCCAGAUCCUCCUGUGAGCAAUACUAUCGUGACUCCUAUUAAGCAGUCUGUGAAUGAGUGUGAUGCUGCUCACUCUGAAAGGUGGACUGAAGUAAAGCGUAAGCAUGGAGAAGGGUCUGUGCACUCUGUGCAUUCUGAUGACUCCCCAACCCCGCCUCAAUUAGGCUUAUUUGCCGUUUUGGAAACCCACGUUAAGGAAAGAGAUGCCCUGUAUUUCUCAAGUCUUAUUAAUAGGCAUUUCUGUUGGCUGUUUAAUUACCAACAUCACAAUAAUGGACGUAUUUGGUUAGGAUGGGAUCCUAACAGAUGGUCUGUUCAACAUUUAGCAUCUUCGGAUCAGCAUCUCACUUGUCAGGUCUUGAAUCAUGGUAAUCAAGCCUCCUUUGUGCUAACAGUUGUUUAUGCUAGUAAUAACUCUGUUGAGAGAAGGGUUCUGUGGAGUAAUUUGGCUGAUAUUAAUGGACAUUGGAUAGAGAAUGGAUCGAAUAAAGCUUGGUGCCUCACGGGAGAUUUUAACAUCUUUGCUAGACCAUAUGAAACUAAUGGCCCCCUUCCUCGUGCCCAACAAGGUAUUCUGGACUUUAGAAAUUGUCUUAACCAGUUGGGUGUCACUGACUUGCACUUUACGGGGGAUCUUUUCACUUGGAGAGAGAGUAACCUGGUCUCAGCCUUGAGAAGAAAACUUGACAGGGGGCUUUCUGAUCAUAACCCAGCUGCAGUAGUCUUGGGACUUGCUAGAGAAAGAAUUUUUCGACCGUUCCAGGUGUUUCAACACCUUCUUGAUCACCCUGAUUUUAAUCAUACCCUUUUGGAGAACUGGAAUAUUGAAGUUAAUGGUGAUCCCUGGUUCAUUCUCAUGUCUAAGACUAAACGUAUUAAGGAACAUCUCAAGCAAUUUAAUAUUCGAAAUGGUAAUUUGGAUGCUAAGGUGACUGAUGCGAGGACAAAGCUUCUCUCUUUUCAAGAGGCCAUGCCUCUUUCUCCGAAUUCUGACUGGCUUUCACAAGAAAUGCAGCUUACAAAUGACCUGAAGGAUGUGUUAUUGCAGCAUGAAGUUUUUUUAAAGCAAAAAUCUCGAGUUAAGUGGUUACAAUGUGGAGAUGGUAACAAUCGUUAUUUUUUCAACAGUUGUAAGGCAAACUGGAACAGGAGAAAGAUUCUAUCUCUUGAGAAUGAGGGCCGUAUUGUUUUCACCCAUAAGGAGAUAUCUGAAGUUGCUGUGAAUUUCUAUAAAGAUCUUCUUGGUACAGCAAAGUUGGUGACUCCUAUUCCCACUGACUUUAGUUUUAAGAGGCUGAAUGAUGAGCAUAGUUCCUCCAUGAUCAGACCUGUUACUAAUGCUGAGAUUUCUGGAAUGUUUAAGGGACUGUCGAAGCACAAAUGCCCUGGUCCUGAUGUAAAUUCUGCUGCGAUUGCUCUUAUUCCCAAGGUUAACAAUGCUGUUUCCAUGGCUCAGUUUCGGCCAAUUUCAUGCUGCAAUGUCUUGUAUAAAGUCAUCUCUAAAAUUCUAGCUCACAGAAUGCAACCCUUCAUGCCUUCUAUUGUUUCAAAUAAUCAAGCUGCUUUUGUUAAAGGCAGAAAACUUGGCGACCAUGUUCUUCUAGCUCAGGCACUUUGUCGGGACUACCAUCUAAACAGAGGUACGCCUCGUAUAGCUUUUAAGCUUGAUCUGUCGAAGGCCUUUGAUACUAUUAACUGGAGUUUCUUGUUUGAUCUGCUUGCUCUCCAAGGUUUUCAUCCUGUUUUCAUUAAGUGGCUCAAGUGUUGUAUUACGGGAUCUAUGGUCUCUGUUAAAGUUAAUGGUUCUCUGGAAGGUUAUUUCAACUGUAAGUCUGGGUUGAAACAGGGUGACCCCCUAUCACCUUAUUUAUUUGUUUUAGCUAUGGAGGCUCUGUCGGUGUGUCUCAAUCAUGCAACGAGGACCUCUUUGUUCAAGCAUCACAGCCGAACAAAAGAGGCCAAUAUUACUCACUUAACUUUUGCUGAUGAUGUGUUGUUGUUCUGUCGGGGAGAUAAAGAAUCUGUGAAAUAA